AUGGCAAAUACCAAGGUUACAGCUCGAAAGUCUAAAGAAAUAUGUCCUGUAUGUUUUCAUGAAGUCGACGGGAAGGAAAUCUGGAUCGAACAUGUUAUGAAGUGUACACGGAACUUGUUGGUGUGUGAGAAAUGCCAUGUGUCUUUCAAGAAGAAGGAAUAUUUCCUGAAACACAUGAAGAUGAAGCAUCCUGAUGUGGGUCCAUCUGAAGAAACAGAUAAAGACGCACCUAGUAUCAGUACAAUGCGAAAAGAUUCCACAGAUUAUGAUAGUGAAUGGGAUGAAGAUCCAGAAAUCCAGUUGGGAGAUGAUCCCGCAGAACGGAGCAUCGAAUCUCUUCCCAGCACUAGUGACCUGGUUGUUGGGCGUAUGGUGAGGAAACGAACGGCACCUAGCCCUGUGCACACAUCAAGAAAGGUGAUGAACAGAACAGAAGUUCGAUCUGUUUCAACAGGGGUGUCCAUCGGAACUCAGACAGAAGGUCGUAUGAUGAUACAUCAGUACACCCAGACUGAAGGUACCAAGAAAAGGAUGAAGGAGGUUACUAUCACAAAGUAUCUUGAAAAUGGACGAAGCGUAAAGAAAAUCACCGAGAGUGAAGUGUGUUUUGACAUAUAA
Ostrea edulis (European flat oyster) is the source of this 618-nucleotide messenger RNA. RefSeq lists its product as uncharacterized. The transcript has a single exon. Bases 1 to 618 code for a protein of 205 amino acids. NCBI's taxonomy places the organism in Eukaryota, Metazoa, Mollusca, Bivalvia, Ostreida, Ostreidae. The record is from RefSeq and is a predicted model, not a curated record.